GUCUAUUGUCUUCUGCAUAAACGUUGCACUUCAGCUUUCGCUUUUUUAUUUAGAUUUUGUACUUGAAUUAAACUAGUUGUUAAGCUUAAAGUUAUAAAGUCCCUAGCGUAAUUUAAAUAAAAUGCAGAGUAUAGGCUGGACGUUGAUUAUGAAACGAGGCUGCUUUUGCCGAAAGGAGACCCUAAACAUCAACGGAUCCCGCUACACAAUCCGCGACAGGCUGGCGACAGGGGGCUUCAGUCUGAUCGACCUUGGGGAGAACGCCUCCACGCGACGGAGCUACGCGAUAAAGCGCAUCACCUGCCACAGCAUCGACGACCAGAAUAUAGCCCUGCGGGAAAUCGAAAACUGCCGGAAAAUCGACUCUGACAACGUCAUUCGGGUGGUGGAUUACGAGCUGAAAGGCCAGGCGGACAUCGUCAUCAACACGACAAGCACUCUGUAUAUUGUGCUGCCCUACUACAAACAUGGAUCUCUUGCGGACCACCUGCAGCUGCGCUCGCGGAAACAGGAUCACAUGCCCGAGGCCCAGAUCCUGCAGAUUUUCCUGGGCGUCUGCGAGGGACUGAAGGCCAUACACGAGGCAAAGCCAGUACCACUAGCACACCGUGAUCUAAAGACAGCCAACAUCUGUCUGUCAGACUCUUUUGAGCCCAUAAUUGUGGAUCUCGGCUCCAUGACCGAGGCUCGGCUGCAGAUUGUGGGCCAAACGGACGCCCAGCGGCUGCAGGACGAAGCCGAGGAGAGAAGCUCUAUUGUCUACCGGGCACCGGAGCUGUUUACCGUGAAAACGUACUGCACCAUUGACGAGCGGACGGAUAUAUGGAGUCUUGGUUGCGUGCUGUAUGCAAUGUGCUAUUUUAAUUCACCUUACGAUCCCAUCUACGAGCGCGGUGACAGCGUGGCUUUGGCUGUGCUGAGUGGAAACUUAAACAUUCCAGAGGAUUCUAUCUACACAGAGGACAUGCACGAAUUAAUCAACUAUAUGUUACGCACCGACCCCAUGGAACGUCCGUUUAUCUAUAGUGUUAUCGAACGGACCCACGAUCUAAUACAAAAGCUCGAGGGUCGUUUGUAGCUCCCACUUACAAAAUUCCAGCUCGUUUAUAGACAUUUCACCGAACCAGAUACACCGCUAACUGUUUUUUAAUUAUGUAUUGUAAAAUAAUUUUAAACAUAAAGAGAUUUCCGUAAUAAUGGGUUCUUAAUCUA
Drosophila ficusphila is the source of this 1212-nucleotide messenger RNA. Its product is annotated as serine/threonine-protein kinase 16. Gene Ontology annotation, biological process: protein phosphorylation. NCBI's taxonomy places the organism in Eukaryota, Metazoa, Arthropoda, Insecta, Diptera, Drosophilidae. The record is from RefSeq and is a predicted model, not a curated record. Gene Ontology annotation, molecular function: ATP binding; protein serine/threonine kinase activity. Gene Ontology annotation, cellular component: cytoplasm; Golgi apparatus. The transcript has 4 exons. Bases 122 to 1078 code for a protein of 318 amino acids.